AGAGAGAGAAGAAAUAACCAGUGGUUGUUAAUGCGGUCUAGAGUAGUCCUGUAAUAUAUUGCAAUCCCACUAUCCCGCCAAAAGUGUAAUUUUACUAUGAUUAAAAAUUAAUAUCGUAAAAUCAAAUAUGUUUUCCUUACGAAGUAUAUUGGUUUAAACUUUAAUACCGUUAAAGUUCUUUUGCAUAAACAUUUUCAGUAAACACAUAAUGGAAAUUGAUAAAGUUGAAACAUUUCUUCAUCGGUUAGAAGACAUUCUGAAGUGCACGCAAUGUGGAAAUCAGAAUAAAGUUCUAGGUCGAUUAAAAAAGUGUGGGCAUUAUUUUUGUAAGACGUGUAUAAAUAAAAUUGAUCAAGGUUGUCCAAAAUGUAAAGCGUUUGUUGAAGAUAGUGAAAUAGACUGGCACAAUUUUUUCGUUCAAACGGAAGACUUAAUUUCUAAAGUAUACAAUUCUUUAUUAGUUGCAUCGCAAAGAAACGAAGUGAAUAGGAUAAAUACUAUUUUUUACCAAAACAAAACAUAUCAACUUAAUUUUAUAGCGGAGCAAAAAAUAAAUACCAAAGGCGAGACUGCUCUACACGUUGCUUGCAGACGAAAAAAGAUAAAAGAGGUGAAUAAUUUAAUAACACAUGUGGAUAUUAAUGCACAAGAUUUUGCGGGUUGGGUUCCCAUGCAUGAAGCUGUAGAAAGUGAAGAUUACGAAAUUGUAGAAUUAUUAUUAAAAAAUGGUGCUCUAACAGAUACUCCAGGACAAGAUUACAAAACACCCUUGCAUAAGGCAGUUAUUUGUCAGAAUUCACAAAUUGUAAAAUUAUUAUUACAAUAUGGUGCUAACAGAGAUUCCAUAGAUUACUUUGGAAAAACACCAUUAGAUUAUGCUCAAUGCACUGAAGAAAUCAAAUCAAUAUUUGAUGAAGAAAUUGAAAUAAUAAAUAUAAUGCCACAAUUAUUUUGUUGUAAGAAAAUGGUAGCUCACUGCUACUACAUAGAUCCUAGUUAUGAAGCAAAAUUGAAACAAAGCAAAAUAAAAAUUGAAGAAAACUAUAAUGCAAAAAAAGUUACACAUUUUAUUAUAAGAAGAACACAUAAAAUAUCUAUUAAAAUUCUUACGGCAAUGUUAGAAGGUUCCACAAUAGUACCCCAGGAGUAUAUAGAUAAUUUUUUAAAACAAGAUUUUUUUAUUUCAAUACCAGACUAUACGUUUAUCAAUAUACCUCUCUUAAAUACUGGUAUACAAAAAUCAUUGAUGAACAAUUUACUUAGGUUACCAAAAUUAUUUGAUGGCAUCAGUUUUUAUAUAACUAAUCACACAACGCAUGUUUUAAUAUAUGAUAUUAAAGUUAAAAAACAUAAUUUGCAAAAUGUAAUCGCUGCUGGUGAUGGUGUUCUUUUACACCGAGCUCCAACUCCAACUACUUGCGAGAUCAAAAUUAAUUUUCCAUUCCAUGCCAGUAAAACUAAUGCUAAAUGUUGUAAUUAUAUAAUAUAUGAAGAGCAGAAACCACCUUUAUUGAUGUAUAAUAUGGCAGAAUUGAAGCAUAAAUCUUCAAAGUGGCUUCUUGAUUGUGCCUUGAAUUUCACCAUUUUUGAUUGA
Molecule: messenger RNA, 1594 nt
Organism: Diorhabda sublineata
Lineage: Eukaryota; Metazoa; Arthropoda; Insecta; Coleoptera; Chrysomelidae
Product: BRCA1-associated RING domain protein 1-like
Exons: 2
Coding region: 209-1594 (461 amino acids)
Molecular function (GO): protein binding
Source: RefSeq, a predicted model, not a curated record